AUGACUGCAGCCCAAGAGAGAGGACAGAAGGUGGAUGUCAUCCAGACAAACCAGCCGCCCAGUGUGCCUGUGAAGGUCUUGUCUGGAAAUUUGACAGAACAGGCGAGGACUGAGCUGACAAACAGCACACUGAGGCUGCAGAAGGUCCUCAACCAGACAUCGACCCACAGGGAGCACCAGAUGCUAGAUGCAUUACAGACCACUGACAACCUGAAGAAGCAGCUACAGGACCCAAGAGCAAAGCUAAACCAGCUGCACAGCAGCAACAGGUUGGGCAUGGGCCCUUGGCCCUGCUGGGGCAGCAGUGACCAAGAAACUUGGCUGCACACCCUGGAGGCUGACCGGGAGGCUCAGCUGGUGGGGCUCCAUGAAGAGAGGAAGAAGGUGAGGUUGCAACUGGGCCAACAGAUGGACAGAAUGUCCCGCAUAAACCAGAGCUUGGAAGCCCUGCACACCAAACCCAGGCUCAUGCAGCAGCAGCAGGAGCAGCUAAAGCAGAUCCUGCAUCUCCUCAAAUACUCAGUGGAACAGGGCAAAGAUGUAAAUGUGCAGAAAUUCCAGGACUGUGAGGCCAUCCACAGGUUUGGGUUCAGUGAGGACGGCGUCUACACCAUCUUCCUGCCCAGUCUGAAGCAGUUCAAGAGGGUGUUCUGUGUGAUGGACCCCAGUGGAGGAGCCUGGACCGUCAUCCAGCAUCGGAAGAAUGGCACAGUGAAUUUCAACCAGAACUGGGAGGACUACAAGCAGGGAUUCGGUGACCCAGCUGGGGAGUACUGGCUGGGCAAUGAGGUGGUGCACCAGCUCACCAGCAGCACUAACUACUCCCUGCGUGUGGAGAUGGAAGACUGGGAUGGCAACAAGUUCUCCGCCAACUUUGAGUACUUUGAACUGCACAAUGAGAAACAGUUUUACAGAAUUGCUCUUGACAAGGAUAGCGGUGUGUCAUCUCGCAACGGUCUGCUGAUCCUGAGGAACAACAACUUCAGCACCCGGGAUGCAGAUCAUGACAACUGUGGCUGCAACUGUUCAGAGAUUAUGUCUGGAGGAUGGUGGUUUGACACCUGUGGCAUGUCUAACCUCAAUGGCAUCUACUACCAAGCUGGUCAGCACAAGAGGAAGAUCGAUGGCAUCCGCUGGGACCAUGCUUACAGUGACUCCAUCUGUUCUCUCCGCACCUCCCGCAUGAUGAUGCGGCCCUCGCACAGCUAG
This is a messenger RNA of Octodon degus (degu), 1209 nucleotides long. RefSeq names its product angiopoietin-4-like. Lineage: Eukaryota; Metazoa; Chordata; Mammalia; Rodentia; Octodontidae. Bases 1 to 1209 code for a protein of 402 amino acids. The transcript is spliced from 8 exons. The record is from RefSeq and is a predicted model, not a curated record.